AUGUCGAACAGAACUGAGAUACGAACAGACCGGGCCCCUGCCCCCCGGCCCUCAAACUCGCAAGCCAUUGUAUGCAACGGCUUGAUUUUCUGUUCUGGCGCCAUAGGUGUUGAUCCGGUAUCAUCCAAGCUUGUGGAAGGCCCCACGACAGCUCGCGCGGCUCAAGCUAUUCGCAACCUAGAGGCCAUUCUCAAAGAGGCUGGCUCCAGUCUCCAGGAUGUCAUCAAAGUGAACAUCUACUUGACGGACAUGGCAGUAUUUCCAGAGUUUAACAAAUUAUACGAGGCUUCAUUCACUGGCACUCCCCGUCCCGCCCGUACUUGUGUGUGCGUCAAGGAGCUGCCCCUGUCCACCGACGUGGAGCUCGAGCUGGUAGCUGCUGUUCCAAGUGCUUCUGAGUCUUCGCGCCUGUAA
Messenger RNA from Clonostachys byssicola, 414 nucleotides. The record is from the annotation of a GenBank genome assembly. NCBI's taxonomy places the organism in Eukaryota, Fungi, Ascomycota, Sordariomycetes, Hypocreales, Bionectriaceae.